CCAGCCAAUGAUCAGCUGGUGUCCGCAUCCCCAUCCUCCUCCUCCUCACCUCAGCACCACACACAGCGACAGGAGACACCUCACGUCCACGGACAACACACUCAACCCGGACUCCAUCACCAACAUAAAGCUUUCCUUCUACUUUUCCUCGCGUGAAGAAUGGCGUUUCGUGCGUGCUGGAUGGAGUUUUUGUAGUGAUCCCUCGGAGUGUGUUUAUUGUGUGUUCAUCGCAGUAAUGUGCUGCACUAGUGUCUGGAUUGUCUGCGGAGAGGAUAAACCGGGAUGGUAACGUGUUGUGUCUAACGAGCUUCGCCUUGACAAAAAGCACCCGCCACCCUCCCUCGAAUAUUUCUUGUGAGCGCUCGAAACUUAGCAGUCAUGUCUAAUCUUAACAAUGCACUUUGCAUCGAAAGCGGCCAGAGCCCCGACGUGUCACUCCUGCAAAAGGAUACUCUUCAGGACGUUGGAUUAAGCCAGCUGUUGGAUUACAAUGCAGAAAUGGAAAGGUACAGGUCGUUUGCAAACUUUUACAAAAGCAAUGGGGCAUUUCCACAGACUGCUAAGAUCGCCCGCAUAACGACACCAAUUUUUCCCAGCGCCAGAAUUGGCAUGUCCCCUUGGAACUGUGAUAACGCCAUGCUCUGGGGAAGGAAAUCAGCAGCAAUAAACCCUAAUAGGACCGGCAUGCAUAGAAACGACUCCCAAAGGCCGGGGAAACCUGGCGUGCCGCCAGAGACGCUGCAAAUGGCAAAUAAUAAUUUCCUCUCUAGCUUAUCCCCCGAGCACUGCAGACCUUUAGCAGGAGAAUGCAUGAACAAGCUGAAAUGCGGUGCUGCUGAAGCAGAGAUAAUGAAUCUCUCGGAACGUGUUGGAACUUUUUCCGCUAUUCCGGCUUUAGGGGGCAUCUCAUUACCUCCCGGGGUCAUCGUCAUGACAGCCCUUCACUCCCCCGCAGCCUCAGCAGCCGUUACAGACAGUGCGUUUCAAAUUGCCAAUCUGGCAGACUGCCCACAGAAUAAUUCCUCCGGAAACCCGGCGAAAAAGAAAAGGAAACGGUGUGGGGUCUGCGCGCCCUGCAGGAGGCUAAUCAACUGUGGAGUGUGCAGCAGUUGUCGGAACCGUAAGACGGGCCACCAGAUCUGCAAGUUUCGGAAAUGCGAGGAGCUAAAAAAGAAGCCUGGCUCAUCGCUAGAGAGAACGCCAGUAAACAACGGGGAAGCGUUUCGAUGGUUCUUUUAGGACUCUGAAACAAGUGACAUCAAAUGCAGUAAUGCCACAGACUGACCACAAAAAAACUCACAGGGACCCAAAAAGCGCAGACUGUGGACGACAGAGACUCAUGAGAGACGGCGGGACAAAAAAACAAAAACAAACUUUGCAAUUUUAUUUCCUGUGUAAUUAUUAUUGUACUAUUGGCAGCAUCAUAAUGUAUAUUUUUCAGUGUCUGUCAAUGUGUUUUAGUGUCUCGGCUGUGCAAGUUGCAGCCAUUCUUGUAAAGAACCGAGUAGACAAUCUCAGCCAGUGGACUAAUGGCCAAUGCAAUCACAAACCUCUUUAAAACACAACACAUAUUUUUAGAUCUGGAGCAAUAAUCAUAAAAGUAAUUGUUCUCUGCCAUCAUAUUCCAAGCGUUCUAUGGAAUGAUCGUAAGAAUACCUCUUGACCUCCAUUAUUAAUGUGAUGUUUAGUAAACAAAAGCCAGUACGUUUCUUUCUUUUCAGCUGUGUUGAUUUAGUUUGGCAUAUUGCAGUUGCGCAUUAGCUUGUUGCCAUUGUGCACUUUUAAAAGUACAGUAACACUGAGAGGUGAUUUAAGGUUGUUUGUAUAGUCUCGCAAAGUUUGAUUGGAUUCCAUUUAGUUUCGGUUGAAACUGUUUUAAAAGCUGCCCAAAGGUAGGUAGAGAACAUCACCGUAAGAUUCCUGACUUGCAUUUUUAAUUCUCAC
Molecule: messenger RNA, 1944 nt
Organism: Sinocyclocheilus anshuiensis
Lineage: Eukaryota; Metazoa; Chordata; Actinopteri; Cypriniformes; Cyprinidae
Product: CXXC-type zinc finger protein 4-like
Exons: 3
Coding region: 379-1239 (286 amino acids)
Cellular component (GO): nucleus
Molecular function (GO): methyl-CpG binding; zinc ion binding
Source: RefSeq, a predicted model, not a curated record